This is a messenger RNA of Mycena citricolor, 1355 nucleotides long. The record is from the annotation of a GenBank genome assembly. Lineage: Eukaryota; Fungi; Basidiomycota; Agaricomycetes; Agaricales; Mycenaceae.
CAAGCCCGUUCAUGAAUCGCCACAGCCGGUCUCGCAAUGAGCAACAUCUGGGAUGCGUAUUGGAUUGAACGUUAUCACUUCUUUGAAUCCGCCGGAUACAGGCUCCGAGAGCACUUCCAUCCUGGCCACGUCCCACCAUCGAACACUGUGCCACAUCUCAAAGAUCCUUCGAUACUGCGGCACGCGCGUGUUAGCCUCAUGGAUGCCCGGCGCAUCUCAGACAAUAUGUUGCUCAUGCUCAAAUGGACGGACACAGCCAAGCAUCCCACCGAGGUAGAGAUCGGUCAGCUAUUCUCGGCUGAACCUCUGCGGGAAGAUCCGCGAAAUCAUUGCCUUCCUAUCCUCGAUGUGCUUCAGGACCCUCAAUAUGCCGGCAGGAAAAUACUUGUAAUGCAGAUGAUGACGAGUUACGACAGACCGAAAUUCACCUGGGUCGCAGAGGUCAUACAUUGCUUCCGGCAAAUCUUAGAGGGGAUUCAAUUCAUGCACGUCAAUUUUGUCGCACAUCGAGACUGCGGAUAUCUCAAUUUCGUCGUUGAUCCCUCGGAGCUAUAUCCCCUUGGCUUUCAUCCUGUGUGGCAUCUCAUGAAUCCCGCAUACGACGGUCUAGCUGUCAGAGUGACCAAGGCGUCCUGCUGGCCUCGCUACUUCGUCAUCGACUUUGGUCUCUCGCGGCGCUAUGACCCCCGAGACGGUACACCAUCCGAGCCCGUCAUCCUUGGCGGAGACAAAAGCCCACCCGAACAUUUUCGUGGACAGGAUGUGUGCAACCCGUUUCCAACCGACAUCUACUUCUUGGGAAAUAUCCUGAAGCGCAAGUUCAUGCUUCCGCCGGGCAGCUCGGUAAAUUUCCAGUUGAUCUAAGACCCGAAGUCGCCUCCAACUCACACAGAAAACAAACUCGUCAUUUCGGUUUCUGAUUCCUCUCGUCAACGAUAUGACACAGACCGACCCAUCUCUGCGACCCACCAUCGGCGAAGCGCUAGAGCGUUUCGACUCCAUUUGUGCUGAGCUCACUCCUUGGUAGCUCGGCCAACUGGUCGAAGCCCCCGGUCUUUGUGGGAAGCUGAAGAAUACAUUUCGGCACAUGCGGGAUCCCAGCUACGGAACGCUCGACCUCCCCCCGUCCCAUUUCGCUUCGUAUUCUGCAAGAAAAUCUCUGCCCAUGGACCCCGCUCUUCGCGAAUUCUACACUGCAUCUCCGGCUGGGACAUUGCCAUGUCCAGAAGAACGGGCAAAGAAGUACUCCGAGUUGGUAUGAUCGGAGAUGUACCGGUUGGAUGGAUAGUGGCUUGUUUUUUUUUUGUGGUCAGCAGUCGUCUUGUUGAUAGCUUCUAUAAAUUAUUACAUGGCGA